This is a messenger RNA of Spodoptera exigua (beet armyworm), 1535 nucleotides long. Lineage: Eukaryota; Metazoa; Arthropoda; Insecta; Lepidoptera; Noctuidae. The record is from the annotation of a GenBank genome assembly.
GUCCCAAAUGUCAAAUGUCAUUAUGUAGAAGUUGCUCGACAUGGACUAUGAUCAACAAACUUAGUCAAAGUCAAAUUAAAACUUUGGCCUUGGUGUGAUUUUAGAAUUAGCUAGUUGUAGUGUAGUUUAGUUUUGAGUGGAAGCGUUUUGUACUUUCAUCAGUUUUAUUUAUAGGUGGCUAUAUUGGCAUUCUACCAGGAAAUUUCGCAGUAAAGCGACAUUUCCUUAUUCCUCUUGUUUGGGUUAUGGAAUUAUGAACUUAUAUAAGAGUAAUUUAUUAUUUUACAAUCUAAUUAAAAAUGGGUGCUUACAGUAAAUUUAUCAAUGCCUUUAAGAAAUAUCCCCUUUUAAGGGGAAUGGCGUCCUAUAGUAUUAUCUGGCCAGGUUCUAGUUUAAUACAGCAAACUGUUGAAGGCAAAACAAUUGAUAACUAUGAUUGGUGGAGAUGUGCUAGAUAUGGUCUCUAUGGGUCUUGUUAUGUCGCCCCUACAUUGUAUAGUUGGCUAACAAUUGCUAACAUAAUGUGGCCAGGGAGUUCAAUACGAGCAGGUAUCAUAAAGACCUUUGUGGAAACAAUAACAUACACACCAUUUGCAAUGUGCAGCUUUUAUUUUGGUAUGAGCUUACUUGAAUCAAAGCCCUUCCAUGAAGCUAUUGCUGAAGUUGAGGCCAAGUUUCUGCCUACAUAUAAGGUAGGUGCCUCUGUGUGGCCAGCUAUUGCUAUGAUAAAUUUCUGCCUCAUUCCUCCAAGAAACAGAGUGCCUUUUAUUAGCAUGUGUAGUCUUGUAUGGACAUGCUUCCUUGCAUAUAUGAAACAUUUAGAAAAAGAGAAAGUUGCUGCAACAGCAAGUGUAAGCCCCAUAAAAUUACUAAAAGUAACUUUAUGAGAGGACAAUUAUAAAUUAGCAAAUUUUUAGAUGAAUUCAAUUUUAUUUUAUGCAACAUGUUAGAUUGUGUUAUUAUUUAUUUUAGAUCAAUUGUUAAUAAUUCCAUCUCAAGUAUGUGUGAUAUUUAAAUAAUUUAUAGUUAUGCUUCUAAAGAUCUUGAUAUUAUUUAUUUCUGUGUUUAUAUUUAUACAAACAGUAUUUACAAAAAAGUAGGAUAUUAAGAAAUUAAUACAUAUUGUACUGGUUGUUGGAAUAAUUGGGUUUAUUGAUUAUUUUAUUUGAUUUUAUAGUUAAAUAGUAGGUAGGUAAUUGACGAAUUGGAAACAAAGAAAUCUCAAUCAAAAAUAACCAAACCCAACUAUUCUAAUGAUUACUUUUACAUUUAUUUUAAGUGUAGUAUUUUCGCUUCUGCAUAUUUUCAUUUAAUGAAACCAUGUAAGAGACAAGAAACAGGGUGAUUAAAAUACAUUUCAACUACAAGGUUCCAACAUGAAUAUUAUAUAGAUUAAGUAAAUAAAAACAUGAAUGUGUUGACAAUAAAUUUAAUGUUGUUUUAUUGAAAUCUUAGUUAGGAUUGUAUUUCAAUAUCUAGUAAAGGUUAUGGUCGGAAAAUAGUAGUGUGACACAUGUACACGAGUACUGAAUAAG